This is a messenger RNA of Lontra canadensis (Northern American river otter), 1016 nucleotides long. RefSeq names its product feline leukemia virus subgroup C receptor-related protein 2. Gene Ontology annotation, biological process: heme export; transmembrane transport. Gene Ontology annotation, molecular function: heme transmembrane transporter activity; heme binding. Gene Ontology annotation, cellular component: membrane. Bases 82 to 921 code for a protein of 279 amino acids. Lineage: Eukaryota; Metazoa; Chordata; Mammalia; Carnivora; Mustelidae. The record is from RefSeq and is a predicted model, not a curated record. The transcript has 9 exons.
AUUGCAAUUGGAUUCUUGGUCCCUCCUGUUUUGGUACCCAACAUCGAAGACCGGGACAAGCUUGCCUACCACAUCAGCAUCAUGUUUUACAUAAUAGCAGGCGUGGCUACUCUGCUUUUCAUCCUUGUCAUCAUCGUAUUCAAGGAGAAGCCUAAACAUCCCCCGAGCAGGGCACAAUCUCUGAGCUAUGCCUUGGCGUCCUCUGAUGCAUCGUACUUAAGUUCCAUUGUCCGGCUCUUCAAAAACCUCAACUUUGUCCUGCUUGUCAUCACCUAUGGUCUCAAUGCUGGUGCUUUUUAUGCCUUGUCCACACUGCUGAAUCGCAUGGUGAUCUUGCACUACCCGGGGGAAGAAGUGAAUGCUGGAAGAAUCGGCCUGACCAUCGUCAUUGCAGGAAUGCUUGGGGCAGUGAUCUCAGGCAUCUGGCUGGAUAGGUCCAAAACCUACAAAGAGACAACCCUGGUGGUCUACAUCAUGACGGUAGUGGGCAUGGUGGUGUACACACUGACCUUGAACCUGGGAUACCUGUGGGUAGUGUUCAUCACCGCUGGCACAAUGGGCUUCUUCAUGACGGGCUACCUCCCGCUGGGAUUUGAGUUUGCUGUGGAGUUGACAUACCCAGAAUCGGAAGGCAUAUCGUCUGGCCUCCUGAAUGUAUCUGCCCAGGUGUUCGGGAUCAUCUUCACCAUCUCCCAGGGCCAAAUUAUUGACAACUACGGAACCAUGCCUGGGAACAUCUUUCUCUGUGUGUUCCUCACCCUUGGAGCAGCCCUCACUGCGUUCAUUAAGGCAGAUCUCCGGAGGCAGAAAGCAAACAAAGAAACUCCUGAGAAUAAGCUCCCGGAGGAGGAGGAGGAGGAGGAGGAGGAGGAGAGUAACACCAGCAAAGCGCCCACCACUAUGUCUGAGGAGCAGCUCUGAGAGGAAAAGGUGGUGGCGACUCAGGGAACCAGACAGCACUCCCCACCUCUUCCAUCAGCACCUACCGCCGACACAUAGGCCUUUGCCGCAGCAGC